AUGGCCCAGUACGACGAGACCAUCCUACAUAUCGCCGGCAGAGUGGACCACUGGGAGGUGAUCGACUUCAUGCAGACGCCCUUGGGCAAAGCUUUGGUGGAUGCAAGGACCACGACAGGCUUCUCGGCGCUGCACUUAGCCGCAGCCCUGGGAAACCUUCGUGCCACCGACUCCCUGCUGCGCUUGAGAGCGGGCAUCGACUGGAGGACCUUGCAUGACGUGACUGCACUACACAUCGCCACGGAAGGGGGCCAUCUGGACGUCGUCCAGUACCUCCUGUACAUGGGUGCAAACGCAUCGAUACCGUGCAACUGCUUCCACGUUCACCAUUCUUCCUUGGAUUGGCAUCUGCCCCGGGACUCCCCCAACUUACUCAACGUGCAGGUCGGUGGCCAGGUCAGCUUCAACCUCUCAGAGUUGGAGCUGCCCUAUGACGAGAGGAGGCCGAGCCGUUGGGUGUCAGGGGCAGUCGAAGCGAUCGAGGAGGACCCGGAAUCGCCCGAUCGGUUUGACGACAUUCUCAUGGUCAACACAGGGGAGGUCACCUACAGCAUCUCACGCUACAACUGCAUGCCGCACCUUCGUUCCACCCUCCUGGAGAACCGGCACGUGAUUCAACCAGGAGAGACCGUCUAUGUCAAAGCUCCGAUCUACUGCAACGCCGGGGAUUGGAUCCUGGUGCCAGGGGACGUCGGCCAUGUGGUGGCUGUGCAUGCCAGUGGGGAGUACGAGAUCGAAGCAGCCUGGGACUGUUCCAAGUCUCGGUACCUCGCCACCAGGGAGGACCUCAUGCCCUAUCUGCAGGAGGAGGCGCUUCAGUGCGCCGCCCGAUGCGGGCACGCGGACAUCGUCGAGGAGCUCCUCCGAGCGCGAGCGGAUGUCCUUGCCGGACCUCGAACAGCGCUCCAGGCGGCUGCGCAUGCGGGCCAUGUGGAGAUUGUGAAAAUGCUGAUCCAAGCGCGUGCCGACGUGGACGCGCCAUGGCUGGCGACCGUGCAGCAUUGA
Messenger RNA from Symbiodinium natans, 1005 nucleotides. NCBI's taxonomy places the organism in Eukaryota, Dinophyceae, Suessiales, Symbiodiniaceae. The record is from the annotation of a GenBank genome assembly.